Molecule: messenger RNA, 1644 nt
Organism: Pistacia vera
Lineage: Eukaryota; Viridiplantae; Streptophyta; Magnoliopsida; Sapindales; Anacardiaceae
Product: putative disease resistance protein RGA4
Exons: 3
Coding region: 1-1644 (547 amino acids)
Molecular function (GO): ADP binding
Source: RefSeq, a predicted model, not a curated record
AUGGCUGAAACAAUUAUUUCCGGUGUCUUGGGGCAGCUGAAUUCAAUCAUUGGUCAACAAAUACUACAGGAGGUGAAGCUAGUUGUUGGUGUCGACAAAGAAGUCAAAAAGCUUACGAGCAAUCUUGAAGCUAUUGAAGCAGUGGUCUUUGAUGUAGAGGAAAGACAAGUGAAGGAGAAAACUGUAAGACUUUGGUUAGAUUGGCUCAAACACACAUCCUACGACAUUGAUGAUGUGUUGGAUGAGUGGAACUACGCCAUGUUGAAACAGCAAAUUGAGGGAGCUGCUUCUGUUCCUAAGAAGAAGGUUUGUUUCUUCUUUCCCUCCUCUUGCUUUUCAUUCAAACAAAUGAGCUUACUUCAUGACAUUGAAAUAAAAAUAAAGGAAGUCAAUGAACAUUUAGAUGACAUUGAGAAACAAAAAGAUAUGUAUAACUUUAAGGUGAGUAGAGGUGUUGGGAAGUCCGACCGAGUACAAAGUACCUCGUUUAUUGAUGUGUCCAAUAUAUAUGGUCGAGUUGAGGAUAAGAAUACUUUAGUAUAUAUGUUGUGUGAGAGUAGUGAGCACCACCCCCAUAUCAUCUCUAUUAUAGGGAUGGGGGGAAUCGUCAAGAUAACUCUUGCUCAAUUUGCUUCUAAAGACAAUAAGGUGAUAAACAACUUUGAUCAAGUAAUGUGGGUGUGUGUGUCAGAACCUUUUGAUGAAUAUAGGAUAGCCAAAGCAAUCAUUGAGGCUCUAGAAGAUGACUACAAAAAAUGGGAGCCAUUAUAUUAUUGCUUGAAGAAUGGUCUCUAUGGUAGUAAAAUUUUAAUUAAUACACGUAAGGAAUCAAUGGCACGUAUGAUGGAAUCGAUUGACAUUAUUGCUGUCAAAGAAUUGCCUGGUGAAGAAUGGAUUCCAUUUCCUGAUUCAAUUUGUAGUCUCAAAAGGUUGCGUAGUUUCUUACGUGAUCUUGAAGAUUUCAAGCAUUCAUUGCCUUGUAAUAUCAUACCAAAAUUAUUUGAUGAAUUGACAUGUUUAAAGGCAUUACGUAUUGGUGGAAGAGUGAGGCAAUUUGGAAAUAAUAUUGACAACAUUCCGAAGGAGAUAGGAAAAUUGAUACAUUUGAGAUAUCUUGAUUUGAAAGAAUUAGAAAUGAGAAAACUUCCUGAAGAAUUAUGUGGAUUAUAUAAUUUGCAAACUUUAGACAUUAGUUUUUGUCAAAAACUUGAAGAAUUAUCUCAAGGGUUUGGAAAAUUAAUAAAUCUAAGGCAUCUAGAAAAUGAUGAGGUCUGGUCAUUAAGAUACAUCCCAAUGGGAAUUCAAAAAUUGAUUAAUCUCCAAACCUUAAAGUUGUUCGUUGUGAGUGGAGUUGAUAGUAAUGAUGACAAAGCAUGUAGCCUUGAAGAUUUGAAAAACAUCAACCUAUAUGGAGAUGAUUUGUGCAUACACAAGUUGGGAAAUGUAUCAAAUGUGGAUGAGGCUAGAAGAUUAGAGCUCAAGAAUCGGAAAAACCUCCUUCAUUUGUCUUUGGAUUUCAGAAAAGAUGGAGGAGAGAGAAUAAAUGAGGAUGAGGAGGCACUUCUUGAAAUCUUACAACCACCUUUAAAUUUGGAGAAGUUAUUGCUAGCUGAUUAUAGAGGCAACUUUAUUUUGCCCAACUAG